Elaeis guineensis (African oil palm) is the source of this 1778-nucleotide messenger RNA. Its product is annotated as sugar transport protein MST4. The record is from RefSeq and is a predicted model, not a curated record. Gene Ontology annotation, cellular component: membrane. Lineage: Eukaryota; Viridiplantae; Streptophyta; Magnoliopsida; Arecales; Arecaceae. Gene Ontology annotation, biological process: monosaccharide transmembrane transport. Gene Ontology annotation, molecular function: monosaccharide transmembrane transporter activity.
AUGGCGGGGUUCGCAAUAUCAAAUUCGGACGACGGUCCGAAACAAUUCGAGGGGAAAAUUACGUUCUAUGUAGUGUUAUGUGGAAUAAUUGCGGCCACAGGUGGAUUGAUGUUUGGUUAUGAUGUUGGCAUCUCGGGAGGGGUGACAUCAAUGGAUGACUUCCUGCAGAAAUUCUUCCCUAAGGUCUACGUGAAGAAACACGAAGUCAAGGAGGACAACUACUGCAAGUUCGAUGACCAAGGCCUUCAGCUCUUCACCUCAUCUCUCUACCUUGCUGCUCUUAUGUCGAGCUUUCUUGCCUCGAAAACGUGCAAAAGUUAUGGUAGAAAGAUGACGAUGCAAGCAGCAUCCAUCUUUUUCCUGGUGGGUGUUGUUCUUAAUGCGGCAGCUCGAGAUCUAGCCAUGCUAAUCAUUGGACGAAUCCUUCUCGGCGUUGGUAUAGGAUUCGCCAACCAGGCAGUUCCACUGUUUUUAUCAGAAAUUGCACCAGUACGAAUUCGAGGAGCUCUCAACAUCCUUUUUCAGCUCGACGUAACGAUCGGGAUUCUCAUAGCAAACGUUGUGAACUAUUUCACUUCAACUAUUCGACCAUGGGGAUGGAGAUUAUCGCUCGGCCUUGCCGGUGUGCCGGCGAUAAUUCUAUUCUUAGGCUCCUUAUUAAUCACCGAGACGCCCACAAGCCUCAUCGAGCGUCAGAAAUUGGAUGAAGGUCUAGCCAUGCUCAAGAAGAUCAGGGGUACCGAGAAAGUAGAGUUGGAGUUCAAUGAGAUUGUGCAUGCUAGCAAGAUCGCCCAAGAAGUGAAGCGCCCAUUCCGAAAUGUGAUGAUGAGAUCGAGUCGCCCACAAUUGGUUAUUGCAAUAUUGAUGCAAGUCUUUCAGCAAUUCACCGGAAUCAAUGCCAUAAUGUUCUAUGCACCCGUCCUCUUCCAAACAAUUGGAUUCAAGAACGAUGGUUCAUUGCUCUCUGCAGUUAUCAUGGGCAGCGUAAAUGUUUUAUGCACAGUUGUUUCUAUACUCUUGGUGGAUCGGCUCGGGAGGAGGAUCUUGCUGCUAGAAGCUUGUGUCCAGAUGUUAAUUUCACAGGCUGCAAUUGGUGUCAUUCUACAACUAUUUAUGAAAGCGACCAACACCCUCCACCAAGAUGUGGCCAUUUGGGUGGUGGUGCUGGUAUGUCUCUUUGUGUCGAGCUUUGCAUGGUCAUGGGGACCUCUUGGCUGGUUGAUUCCAAGUGAGACCUUCCCACUGGAGACGAGGACGGCCGGGUUUGCCUUCGCGGUGAGCUCCAACAUGCUCUUCACCUUCGUCAUCGCUCAAGCCUUCCUCUCCAUGAUGUGUCACAUGAAAGCAGGGAUUUUCUUCUUCUUCGCCGCAUGGAUCGUGCUCAUGGCGCUGUUUGUUGUCUUCCUACUACCGGAGACAAAGAACGUGCCCAUCGAUGAGAUGAUGGAGAGGGUGUGGAAGAAACACUGGUAUUGGAAACGAUACGUGGAUCACGUAGAGAAUCGUAAUAGGACGAGUGAUGUUGAGGUUGCUACCAACUGACUUUGAAUUAAAUGAGAAGGAUACUGAGAUGCUGCGAUUAAUUAAUUUUUUUCUCUCCUUUUUUCCAAGCACGGAUUGUCCACGUCGGGCUUCAUGCGUUAACUUUUCUUUAUAUUCCAAUAUUGAACAGCAAUGCAGAAGUUUAUAUGGAAAAAGUAUGAAGCUAGCUGUUUACAACAUAUCCAAAAUUCUAUGUGGGGUUUAUACAUCUCUUGUGUGGAUGACACUUACGUUAU